AUGUAUUUAUUACAAGGUUUACUUACAUCGCAAUCUUUCAGUACCAAUUAUAGGGAAAAAGAGAGGGAAGCUUCUUCACAUCUCUCUCGCUCAUUCCCUCUGCCCUUCCCUCUCUCUGUUCAACUUUAUCUACUCCCACAAACUUCAUACCUUAUUCUCUCCGUAUUCUAUCUAUCUAUCUAUCUAUCUAUCUAUCUAUCUAUCUAUGUGUUCAUUUAUGUCUAUCUGUCGAUUUAUUUAUUUUUCUUAUUGUCUCUCUCUCUCUCUCUCUCUCUCUAUCUAUCUAUCUAUCUAUCUGUUCUAUCUAUCUGGCUGAUUGGCUCUAUCGCAAAUCUGUCUGCAUGUUACUAUCUAUCUAUCUAUCUAUCUAUCUAUCUAUCUAUCUCAGACUGUUCAUAUCUAUCUAUCUAUCUAUCUAUCUAUCUAUCUAUCUAUCUAUCUCAGACUUCAUAUCUAUCUAUCUAUCUCAGACUGUUCAUAUCUAUCUAUCUAUCUAUCUAUCUAUCUAUCUAUCUAUCUAUCUAUCUCAGACUGUUCAUAUCUAUCUAUCUAUCUAUCUAUCUAUCUAUCUAUCUAUCUAUCUAUCUAUCUAUCCCCCUUCUGUUCUCUCUCUCUCUCUCUCUCUCUCUCUUUGUUCUUAUCUAUCUAUCAAUCUGGCAGUUCUUUAUCUAUCUAUCUAUCUAUCUAUCUAUCUAUUUAUCUAUCUAUCUAUCUAUAUAUUCUGGUAUCUAUCUAUCUAUCUAUCUAUCUAUCUAUCUAUCUAUCUAUCUAUGUCUGUCCAUUGUCUAUUUCGUUAUCGCAACGGCCUUUUAG
This is a messenger RNA of Acanthosepion pharaonis, 813 nucleotides long. The record is from the annotation of a GenBank genome assembly. Lineage: Eukaryota; Metazoa; Mollusca; Cephalopoda; Sepiida; Sepiidae.